Molecule: messenger RNA, 677 nt
Organism: Drosophila innubila
Lineage: Eukaryota; Metazoa; Arthropoda; Insecta; Diptera; Drosophilidae
Exons: 2
Coding region: 33-335 (100 amino acids)
Source: RefSeq, a predicted model, not a curated record
CGGCACUUAAUAUAUUAUUCGACCUUAACGUUAUGAAAAAGGUUAACAACAAAAUGAAUGUAGGACGCCAUAAGCUCGAUGGGUGCAAGUUUCUGAGCUCUUUUUAUGGCAGCAACAUUUUUGGCAAGUUUUUUAACCGCAUUCAAAGUGCCAGCAAUUUACCCAAAAAAUGUCCCAUUCCAGGCAACGAACUCUUUGAGAUACGUAACUAUACAAUUUUAGAUACUGAAUAUCCCCCCGUGCUUCCCGCAUUGUCCCAUCAACUAUUACUUCAAAUUGAAACGGAUGAUAAAAUAAUUGCAGAUAUUGUUAUUGCGGGCGCAGUCACAUAUUGAAAAUUUCACUAAUACACAUUCAAUGUAACACAUAUUAUUGUACAACUUUAUUUAUCCCUAGCUUCACAAAAUGCAAUAUGUUAAAUGCUUUCGGUGAAAAUUCUGUCAUGUCUUUUGCAGCUCUGUAGCAAUCUCUUUGUAAACGAAAAUCGGUCUCAAAUUUGAAAUAAUAAAAUAUUUCGCAUCCAUUAAAAAAGAGUUCAAAGAAUAGAGACAUUUUUUCUGGCCAUUUAUGUAUAUAUAUAUAUUUUUCGAUGCUUUUGAUAAUCGCAUUAUUUUGAAGCAACAACAACAUUCGUAAAAUGUCUCAAAUGUAUUGUUUAGGUAUUUGUUUGUGGCUUU